Recurvomyces mirabilis is the source of this 1371-nucleotide messenger RNA. RefSeq names its product DNA-binding transcription factor (gene AZF1). The coding region runs from base 1 to 1371 and encodes 456 amino acids. Gene Ontology annotation, molecular function: RNA polymerase II cis-regulatory region sequence-specific DNA binding; DNA-binding transcription factor activity, RNA polymerase II-specific. Gene Ontology annotation, cellular component: nucleus. Gene Ontology annotation, biological process: regulation of transcription by RNA polymerase II. Lineage: Eukaryota; Fungi; Ascomycota; Dothideomycetes; Mycosphaerellales; Teratosphaeriaceae. The transcript has a single exon. The record is from RefSeq and is a predicted model, not a curated record.
AUGGCCGCGGUACUAGCUCCAGCAGCGCCAAGUGACUUGCUACGGCGCAGAUUCAAUCAUCCACCGUACGAUAACAUCAACAUGUCCGACCUCAUGCCCGGCUUCAACAUACCGUUUCGACCAGAUACAGCUGCUGCUGCCGCUGCGGCAUCGUCGACCAUGCCUUUUCUACAUAAUCAAAUGCAAUCACAUUUGCCACAAGUUCAACCACAAUUCCAGCAACAAUUACGGCCCCAAUUCCAUCAAAUACCACAGCACAAUCCACCAUCGAUGGCCCCAGGUGAGAUGUUCAGCCACCUGUCAAUGCCGGAGGCCGCAAUGCUGGGUGGACCAACCUACGCGGAUGCUUACAUGCUUGGAACCGACUUCUCUGGCGCCACUUUCGGCUCGUUGAGUUGGCCCGUGGGCUCGAGUACCGCUCCAAGCUUGAUACAACCACUACAUGACCACCACGACCUCAGCUACAGUAGCACCGAGAGCGAGCCAUAUAUCAAGUCCGAAGAGCAAUCUCCAACUUUCGCCACUCACCUGUUCACCGAAGCACAGUCUUACCUCUCAUCACCAGACACCUUGAGCUUAGCAGACUCCUCUGACGAAAGCAAGCCGGCCGUCUUCUCUACUGACAUUGAUGUGCUCAUGCGAGCUAUUCAAGCCAAGUGUCAGCCAUCAGGGCAGCAGCCUAGUGAGAGGGUCAAGUCGACAGAAGCACGGCCCACGCCAAGUAAGAUCAAGAAGCGUUACCACUGCCAGAUUGCUGGCUGUGGCAAAGCCUUUUACCAGAAGACCCAUUUAGAGAUCCACACCAGAGCACACACUGGCGUCAAGCCUUUUCUUUGCAAGGAGCCUACAUGUGGACAACGUUUCAGCCAGCUCGGUAAUCUCAAGACUCACGAACGUCGGCACACAGGUGAACGGCCAUACCACUGCGAUAUAUGUGGCAAGACUUUUGCGCAGCAUGGCAACGUCCGAGCUCACAAAAUCGUCCAUACUGCUGCUAAGCCAUUCACAUGCAAGCUGGACAAUUGCAACAAGCAAUUCACUCAGCUAGGCAACCUCAAGUCCCACCAGAACAAGUUCCACGUCGAGACGAUCCGACGACUAAAGGCACGUUUCGAGAAUAUCAAGGAAGGCGAUGUCGUGCAGGAGUGGGAGAAAAAGCUCUGGGAGUACUUCGCAGGCUUGUACAAGAACUGCAACAAGGGCAUCAAAGGUCGAGGCAAGGACAGACGGAUUAGCAACACCGCCUACGCGUCGCCAGACAGUACAUGUAUAUCGCCCAGCCAGAGAAGAGACAGCAUCAUCAGCACAGCUUCAGGAGGAGGGACUGUAUCACUGGGUAUGCCGCUGCCUCCUGCCAUGUUCAUGCAAUAA